Coregonus sp. 'balchen' is the source of this 22989-nucleotide messenger RNA. The record is from the annotation of a GenBank genome assembly. Lineage: Eukaryota; Metazoa; Chordata; Actinopteri; Salmoniformes; Salmonidae.
AUGGACAAGGCCCAGGACAGGGACAGGAAAGGACCCCGUCAGCUCAGUGACAAGUUCCCCCUCAACAGUGCCCCCAACAGGAUCAGGAGAGGAGUGGGUAGGAGGCAGAUCGAUCUCCCGGACGAUGUCCUCACCAGGGCCUGACUGGCCCUGCAGCUCCGACUCACCCUCAUGGCUUGAUGGCUGAGGGUCCUUUGUGUUUCAAAGCGGCAGUAAAACUUGUUGAGCUGGUUAGGUAGAAGGGGGUUAUCUGCUGCAAAAGCGGUCUUUUGUUUGUAAUUUGUGAUCUUCUGAAGACCCCUCCAGACAGACGAGCAGUCGUUAGUGGAGAAUUGUUGUUCUAGCCUCUCCUUGUAUUGUUUUUGGCUGCUUUAAUCCCCUUAUUCAGAUUAUUUCACCACUCUGUAAUGGUCCAUGUUGCCACUCCUAUGUGCCUCUUCCUUGGCAGAGCGUAGGCCUCUCAGCUCUGCAUUGAGCCAGGGUUUUUCAUUGUUGAAUGUGACAAAAGUACUGGUUGGAAUGCAGUUUUCCCCAGACACUGAUGUAAGAUGUUACCCUGCCUGUGUAGUCAUGUAUGUUGAUAUUGUCUUCCUUGAAAAUGUCCCAAUCGGUGGAGUCUAGGCAGUCCUUUAACUCCCGAAUGGCCUCAUUGGCCUAUUUCUUCACUGCUCUAGUCCCAGUUCUACCUGUUAAUCUUGAAACACCCUUGGCCUGCCUGUGCUCCAUCUGGUUGUGUGGGGCUCAGUCUGUGCCUUCCCUGAACCACUGCUCCGUCUCUCUGUGUCCCCAACAGAGAGGGCCUGAGACACCAGCCAGGCAGCCACAUAGCCCAGAUACGCUCCAUAACAAUAACACAGCUCGUUAUCUGCAGUGUCCUAGUUCUCAGUACAGCACUUUGUCUGUAUGCAACACAACCUGUCCUUAUUUAUCCUCUAUAGGAUUUUAUACACAAAAGGUCCCUUCUCACAGAACUUUGCUUUUUCAGAAGCGUUACUUGGAGACUUAGAGAGGGCAUAGUGGGAAAGGAUUUAUUUUCAGGGCGUAACAUGGCAAUUAACCUAAUGAAACCUGGCUGUCUUUUCUCAGUAGCAUAUUAAGUAAUAACUUUGGUGCUCAUAUCAGCUUGUCAAGAAUGUGCCCACACAUGACAUUUGACAGCCAUUCCCACCCAUGAAACCUAUUUUAACUACUGGUAGACUGAUAGUCUGUGCAGACGGCUUAAAGGCCCAGUGCAGUCAAAAACUUGAUUUUACUGUGUUUUAUAUAUAUUUCCACUCUAGUAUGAGGUUGAAAUAAUACUAUGAAAUUGUUUAAAUGAUGAUAAUUCCCUUUUAGUGUAAGGGCUGUUUGAAAAGACGGCCUGAAAUGUCAGCCUGUUUUGGUGGGAUGGAGUUUUGACCUGCCUGGGGACAUUCACCAAUAAGAAAGGGCGUUCCAAACUCUCUGCCAAUAACAGCUCAUUUUCAGUUUUCCCAUCCCCACAUACACCACUCCCAGACAGUCCUAGCAAAAUUCUUGCUUGAGAAAUUGUCCUUUGCUAAGAACCUAUUUUUGUUUCUUUUUGACCAUUUUAAUUAAAAACAAUCACAGUAAUUGUUAUCCAGAAAUUAUUUGAUAUUGAGAUAAAAACGGCUGCAUUGGACCUUUUAAGAUUGAGUACAUAAACCAUCUGAGUGUUGUCUUUAUGUUUGCUAGUACCAUACAGAUAGGGCUAGUGGUGCCUUUGUCAAAGUUACCUAUUACAUCAGCCUUUUCACUCUAAUCCUCGCUGCUCUCUGUGAAUCAGAGGUAGUGAGUGAGUGCCUGGGAGUGUAGGGUGCGCCUCUCCCGUUCCCUCCUCCCUCCCUGUCCGUUCCUCCCCUCAGUGGAGUGAAGUGGAGCACGCUGAACUUGGAGCAGCUAGUGGCUGGUUGCCUGGACUGCAGUAAGGGUGCCUGUUGGAUCUAUCUCCCCUCCCCUCUCUCCCUCUCGAUCGUCUCCCGGAGUCAUGAGCUUCUUCUAGCUGGCCAGGAUGAAAAGUGGGAGGCAUUGUUGUUCCUGUUGUGGUUGGAUUCUAGCUAAGUGUUGCUACUGCUGUUACAAAGUGACAGGUGCGUACCUUACUACUGACUGAAAUACAACUCAAAAGGUAAGUAACAUCCCUGACUGAGGUACAGAUAAAAGCAUUGCUUAACAAUAUUCAAGAUCUUUCCGUGAGCCCUAUGUGUGUUUUUGGGCUCCCGCCACAAGUCCAGGGUUAGGAAUGGAGAUCUUGAAUAUUGUUAAGCAAUACUUUUAUCUGUACAUCAGUCAGGGAUGUUGCUUACCAUUUGACUUGUAUUUGCUACAAACAUUUGUGAGAGAAUGCUUGUAUCUGACUUUGCAUACUGUAGCUGGUUGACGCUAUUAGAAGUCUCUCCUGUUUAAGAUUGCAUUACCUUGCCAGCGUUUACUUGUUUGUGGAUUUUUGGGGGAUUUAUUGUGUAGAAUCUUAGUGGGACAAUGCAGCACUCUAUCACUCGCGUUCAAACAGGAAUCUUUCCUCUCCUUCUAUUCCCUCUCCUUUCCUUUCCUUUGCUGUCAUUUUUCACUAAGGCUUGGUGUCUUCUUGCUGUGUAGCGUGGACAGAGGCAAAGUUUGUCUCUAAUGCUUUUUAAUGUGACCCGAGGUACUCACUCAAACAUUUGUGAGAGAAAGCUUGUAUCUGACUUCACAUACUUCAUAGUAGCUGGCUGACAGCCUGAAGAAUCUAUCCUGUUUAAUAUUGCAUGGCAUUUGCAUUUCCAGUGUUUAAUUGUCUGCUGAUGUUUUAAGGCUUGGUGCUGUAGAGGGGACAGAGGCAAAGUGCCUCUCUGCUGUGCACUAAUGUGACCUUAAGUACUCACUCAUUAUCUAUUAACUCAGGCAGCAUCUCUGGGCUGUGAACGAUAAGAGAGAUAGCUGCUGCAAUGGUGAACACUCAAUGAGAGCUGCACUGGCACCAACUGCUAUUGUAUGCUAUUGUAUCAUUAUGCUGUCUUCAUGCAAGAGGAUGCAGAGAGUCAGAGGGAUUGGGAUGAAGCUGUGUGAAAAAUAGGUACUUUUUUGGAUCAGCACAGUAGGCUCCCAUUCAUACACGUUGAAUGCAUUACUAUGAAUUACAUAACACGUGAGGUGUUCAUUAAUAAGUGUUACAAAUGUCAUGGAUUUUCAUUUUCAACAUUUCUGUCAUGGUAUGUCUCUCAAGAAUGUGGGAUAAUAUACGUGAAAAUCAGAUUUUUCUCCCCUCGAACAUAGAUUCUUGUCGAGGGUAGAUAGUAACACCGCUGGUGUCUUUGAAGACCAAAUUAGCCACAAAUGUUAUUUCAUCUGAAGCAUUACAACAAGUUUCUUUGAAGAUGACUCUUAGGGGGGAACUUUAGAGAGGUCUGUCUGAAUGUGGAUGGGAUGGCUCUCUCCUUUAAUUGUUGCGCUGCGAGUUAACUAACUAUCCAAUGUCUGGGUCAUUACUGCUCUUGUUGUUGUUGUUUUUAAAUCCUUUAUGGGUUUACAUUUUGCUCGUUCAGCAAAUGGACGCCGACAUGCCGAUAAUGUAACCCACACUUAGGAGGUAGCUUGUAGAGAGAAUCGAAAACUCUUCGGAUAUGCAUGGAAUGCAAUCGUUCCACAUUAUAAAAAUGCCACAAAGUGAGUUACAUUGAUGGACUGAUGAAGAAAUAAAACCUGUCUGUCAAUAGAAAUACCGAAGCACUGGCGUAGUACCAGGAAAAGCAGGACCUUCAGUUGCACGCAAGCAAGGAAUUCAACUUUCUGUUUACUGGAAGUCAGAUGACAUGACAGUGAAGAAGAAUAGUCAAGGAGUAGACACAAAAAAUACCUCAUGGAUAAACGACUGAUAACAAGUUUCUGCUGAUUUGUUCCAUUGCUGACAGGGCAUCUCAGUCACAGGUUACGUCCCAAUUGGCCCUAUGGGCCCUGGUCAAAAGUAGUGCACUACAUAGGAAAUAGGGUGCCAUCAGUUUAGCCUUUUAGAAGGCCAUUUGGGACGCAACCAUGGUUUCAGGAAGUUUCCAGAAGAUAACAUGCGGUUGUGGCAAGUAGAAUAACACAUGCAAGUUGCAGGAACAUUCUGUGAACAGUCUUACUUGGAUAACUAGCUGUAUGGUGACUUGUGUAAAGUUGUAGAGGAUUCUCAGGCUAAUUCAACUCGUUUCUGAACAGACACUGCUCAUAGCCCCAGAGAUUCUCUUUAAUUUAAUUAAUGUAUUUUAAUGAAUAUGUCCACCCGUGGGACAUUCCACACUGUACACAUCUUUAAAUGUGGGCAUACUGUACUAAGGAUCUGUGUUGCUCCAUAUUUGACACCACAUAUCAGGACAGGUAGUCAUUAAAAAACGAUUAGAAAACAGACAUGAGGCUGGCAUGGAGGAGUUUGUGUGUAGACUAGAGCAGUACACUGUCAGCCAUUGUUCUCAUGUGCGGUGCGCAUGGUGAAUCAGGUGUAUUGAGAGUGAUAGCAGCCUGAAGGCUGUGUUGUUGAGUUGUGGCCAGGAGCAAUGGACCCCUGAGAGGGUGACAGGAAGCCUGGGGAAGUAUGUAUCAAGGGGCAGUAUUUAUCAAGCGCCUCAGUCGGAGUGCUGAUCUAGGAUUAACUCCCCCCUGUCCAUGUAAUCUUAUUCAUUGUGAUCUAAAAGGCUAAACUGAUCCUAAAUCAGACAUUGGAUACAUACUGCCCUUGAGGUGCUCUCUUCCUCUUCCACCUCCUCUUUCUCCUCCAUGCCUCUCCAGCCCUGUGCACUGAGGUGAAGACUGGCCUUCCUGCCUGCUUCACUCUCAGGGGGGUUGCUAGGGCACUGUGGGUCCUCAACAGAAAACAUCUCAGGCAUUUUUACCGCUCACAUGUUCCAGCUGCCGGCCUGCUCCAAUACGUGCCCCUGUCUCCCCCAGUCUAUUGUCAACCCUGGCUCAAUUAGAAAUCACUUCAAGUCAUUGCGAUACAGCAUGCUGGUGGAGAAACUCUUUCUGGGAAUGGUUAUCUCUCUGCUUUUUCUCUUUUGUGCACUCUGAAGCUGAGACUAGUUAAGUACAAGAAAGAGGAUUUUGACACCAUUUCAGAUUAUUCUGAAAUUGUUAGAAACAUUCACAUUCCUGCGACAUUAUUUUGUUGUAAUAGAAUUUGAUAUCUGCGAAAUGAAGCUAAUUGAUUGCACCCAAAUUGGCAAUUAAAAUGUAUAGGAUUCAUAUAAUAUUCAAUAAAUAUAGUACCUAACAUCCAAUUCAAUAAAUAUAGUACCUAACAUCCAAUUUGGACCAAACAUGUUUCUAACAAUGAGUUAGACAUGAGGAAUCCAAAGAAAUGGUCAAAAGCCACCCACGGACCUCCACACCCCACACCAAUCCCACCCCAACAACGAGUAUAUAAAUAAUAUAAAAUAAAUAAAUAAGUAUAUAGUAUCAGUUCCCUAUGUCUGACGUAGUAUAUAGCUGCAGCUCAGAGUAUUGUUUCUUCAUGCUAUGUAAUGUUUUACCAGUGAAUUUGGUGAAGUUUUUUCUCCUGUUCAGAGAAAUUAGUAAUUGAAGUUGUUAGGUUUUGUCCCAUCCUACAUCCUGAUAUUACCAGGUUCUGACCACUAGAUGGUGCUGUUCCAGGUUAUUUCUUUUUUUUAAAGAACCCCUCCCCCCCCUCAAUGUUAAAGGGAUAGUUCACCCAAAUUGGAUUUGUUGUCCACUGUUUCAAAUACUUUACAAAAUCUUUUUAGCAUUUGUGGCACAAAUCCAAUGCAAGUCAAUGGUACCUAUAUUUCACGCUUCAUGUCUAAAUCAUCCUGAAGUAUCUAAAAUGAUGUUACUUAUAGAUAAUAUGGAUAUGAAGCGUGAAAAUGCUAAUAUAGGGUCGUUCCACCAUUGACUUGCAUUGGAUUUGUGCCACAAAUGCUAAAAAGAUUUUCUAAAGUAUUUGAAACAGUGGACAACAAAUCCAAUUUGGGUGAACUGUAAAACAAAAUCAAAGCAUGGGUUGCUGUCAUACCUUGUCCAUAAACUGGAAACCGAUGUGUCAUUUUGUAAUUUGAGUAAACUAUGCCUUUAACAAUAGUAGGAACAGCACCAUCUAGUGGUCAGAACCUGGCAAUAUCAGGAUGUAGGAUGGGCCAUAAACCUAACAUUUACAUUUUAGUCAUUUAGCAGACGCUGUUAUCCAGAGCGACUUACAGUUAAGUGAGUGCAUACAUUUUCAUACUGGCCCCCUGUGGGAAACGAACCCACAACCCUGGCGUUGCAAACGCCAUGCUCUACCAACUGAGCUACAUCCCUGCAGGCCAUGCCCGCCCCUACCCUGGACGACGCUGGCUAAUUGUGUGCCGGCUACGACAGAGGCUGGAUUCGAACCAGGAUCUCUAGUGGCACAGCUAGCACUGCGAUGCAGUGCCUUAGACCACUGCGCCACUCGGGAGACUAACAACUUCAAUGACACAUUUCUCUGAACACCGGAGAAAAAAAAACAUCACCAAAUUCACUGAGAAUACAUUAUGGGUCAAAACAAUUCGGCUGCACUCAAUAGUUUUCAGAAAUGAGACAAUACAACCAAUUUUUGGAUGCUGGGUGGGAGGCUGGGGUUUGAACAAAAUCCCAUGGUUGCGUCAUACUGUUCAAAAAUUGGCAAACGAUGUUGCAUUUUUGUAAUAUGUAAUAUGAAUCCUAAAAUUAGGAAAGCCAUAUGGUGAACCUGGCAUAUAUCUAGAGAGGAUGGCCAAUUAAACUACAUUUACAUUUUUAGUCAUUUAGCAGACGCUUUACCAGAGCGACUCGUUAAGUGAGGCUAAUUGUUCAUACGGCCCUGUGGGAAACAACCAACAACCUGGCUUGCAAACGCCCAUGCUUACCAACUGGACCUACAUCCUGGGGGGGGCUGGCCCGCCCUACCCACGACGCUGGUAAUGGGUGCGGGCUACGACGAGGUGGAUUCGAACCAGGGCUUCUAGUGGCCACAGUCAGCAGGCUCCAUAGUACUUGUCAGAAAUAGAGAAAUUAUACUGUAUACUUAUUGUUAGGGUGGGAUUGGCGUGGGGUGGGGGGGUCGGUGGGUGGCUUUUGACAAUUUAUUUUGAUUCCUCAUGUCUUGCUCAUUGUUAGAAAAAAGAUUGGUCCAAAUCGGAUGUUGGGCACUAUUUAUUGAAUAUUUUAUAUGAAUCCUAUAAAUUAAAAUGGCCAAUUUGGGUGCAAUACAUUUUAUUAAUUUCUCAGAGAUCAAAUUAUAUUUCAACAAAAUAAUGUUGCAGGAAUGCUAAUCUUAUCUGUUUCUAACUACAGAAAUGAUUUCAGAACAAUCUGAGAUGGUGGGUGUCAUGGCUUGCUGAAAUGACAUGGAACGACUCUCAAGGUCAUUCCACAGGUUGCCAUUGUGUGAGACUGGCUCUAUAUCACACAACUUAAUCACUGUUGGUGACACAGAAAUAUGAUACUCUGUUUACUCCAUGCGAUAAUAACUCACACAAGCGUUUUAAACAGUCAGACAGUUUAACUGGAGCAGUGGUCCCAAAGCAUAAAAACGUCCAAAAAUAUAAAGUGAUAAUACAACAUUUAGACUAAAUUCACCAUCAGAGCAGGUUCUACAAACCUUUUGAUUUCAUGUUGAGGAGUCAUAUUAUUUCAACAUAAUAUUACCCUGAAUAUUUAUAGGGUUGGAUAUAAUAUACCCCCGUUUGUGGUAUGAAGGGAUUAUUCUUAGUGGCUUUUUCUAGUGAAAACAGAAGGCGUGUGAUAGAAAAUGCUGAUUCUGCGAAAGCACUAGGUAGUGGUGAGACAGCCGAGUGAGGAAUGAGAAUAUGAUCUCUCUUAUUGCGGCCAUUAAGCUUGCGAGGUGGGAAAUUAAGGCGCUUAAGAGGACCAUGUGAUACCAAGGCUGUGUCCCAAAUGGCACCCUAUUCCCUAUAUAGUGCACCACUUUUGAUCAGAGCCCUAUGAGUGUCCCUAUGGGCCCUGGUCAAAUGUAUUGCUCUAUAAAGGAGAAUAGGGUGCCUUUUUGGGCCACAGGCCAUGUGUACAAAGAGCAGCGCCUAUUGGCCGGCCAAGAGCGCCACUAUUUUUGCAGCACAUGAGAGUGCCUGCUGUCGUCAGCAAGCCUCAGUGUUACGCGCUGCUCUCCGAAGUGCUUUUCAGCAGGCAAUCAUGUGUGGCGUCACAAGGCCAGCUCAACAAGCCACUGUCCAGUCACAGUGAGAUUGUCACCACAGACAGCCUGCAGCGAAUGUUACCAAAUCUGUGUCUCAAAUGGCACCUUAUUCCCUACAUAGUCUACUACUUUUGACGAGGGCUCUGGUCUAAAGUAGUGCACUAAAGUAGUGACUAUGCUGCAAUUUACUGUGUAUGGAAUUAGGCUGGCAUUUGGGAAGCAGACCAAAUAUCUUUGAAGUGGAAUAGUAAUCCUCAUGUAUGGCGGUUAUUGAACAGAGUAGGCCUAGCCUGGAGCACUAUGCUCCACAGCAGCUAUGCAAGUCAUAGAUGUAAGUGCACACACGUGUCCCAUGCAGCCCAGUGUUUGAGUGCUCUCUCUCAGACAAAGGCCCAUGGAGAAGGCCUGUCUGAAGAGCAGUGUUCAUGUUAUCAAAGAGCCGUUUCAUCAGUUGACUCCACAUAAAGAGGAGAGGCUGUGUUGUGAGUCACCUCAGUUAAAGGGAUAGUUCAGGAUUUUGGUAAAUUAAUGCCCUUUAUCUACUGUACUUUACCAGAGUCAGAUUAACUUGUGGAUACCAUUUUUAUGUAGACAAAGGGCCUCAUUGCCAAAGUCCUGAACUAUCUAUUCCUUCAGCCUGCCCUGUGGGCUGCUGAGCUAAUCUACUUUAUAAUAUCUAACUACAGGCUUCGUCCACAUGAUUCUCCACAAGAUCACUUCCCCAUAAUGAGUCACCUAGCACAGAAGCAGCAAGUCAGCAGCAACACAGGCUACGCUAUCCCACGUUGCAUUUUCCUGUCAAUGAAUGUGUCCCAAAUGGCACCCUAUUCCUAUUACCUAUAUACUGUAGUGCACUACUUUUGACUGGGCGCCAAUAGGGCUCUGGUCAAAAGUAUUGCACUAUAGAGUAUAAGGAAUAGGGUGCCAUUUGGGACACACAAAAUGAAGACCACUGAGGAUAUUGGAGCAUGGCGUUGUCUACCGUAUAGCUACCAGAGGACCUAAAGUCCAUUUGCUUUCUUGACCAGGGUGAUGUCUACUGUACAGGACACCCUGUUGUUGGAAGUCAUGAACUUUUAACCCUUUAGAUUAAACAGAUGCAACUGUCUGCCCCAGUAACUACUUUACAGUUUCUCCAUGUAUAUUAAUACAUACAUUCCCCAUUAGCCCACAUUAACAUCUUGGGUUGUUGCGCUUCCUUUCACUGCUUAACUCAAUUUUUUUUCGACCGGUCUACAAUCGCUCGCGGGCACGAGAGGUGUUAUUCUCCCUCUUUUGUUUGCCACAAUAGGGCUGACUGGAGCAGCACAUAUCUCCCUAACCGGCUGAUAACAACAUCCUGGGUCUUUUCAACAGCAUGGACAGACUUUUGUUUUGUUUGACCUGGCUCACCUGGUCAACAGUGGGCCUGCCUCCACAGCACAAACAUAUCUCCCCUUUCAUCUCAAUGGCUUGGCAAAAUGUUUCCUUUAGUAUCAAGCUAUUUUCUAUCUCAGUGGAUGGAUGUUUUCUCUGCUUUUAUAGUUAGUAAUACUGACGAUACUUCAGGAUUGUGUUCAGUCGGGAGAAAAUCAUUUUUUGUUGUUUUCUGUUGCAAAAUGUUUUGCGAUGGUGUACCCUACUUCAAGUUAGGGUACAUUUUAAUCCGACUUUGUAACGCAACAAAAUGUGGAAAAGGUCAAGGGGGUUGAAUAUUUUCCGAAGGCACUGUACGUCUUCAACUUGGUUAAAUAGUUAGCAACAGCCGAAACUAGUCCACCUUAUUAGCCAUUAUGAAACAAGCUGCAGUUUAUUAACAUAACAAAAGUAAGAAAAGCAACUGUGCAGUAAACGUUUCCACUAUCUUUUUACUGGCUUAAAACAAACAUCAGCAUAAAAUAUUUACAGAGAAAAUUGCAUAAUUAUCAGCUAACGCACUGGAAUAUAUCUUGGGGAAAAAAAACUUUUCUCACAGGCACUGUUUGUAGAAAUCAUAUCAAAGGACAAAAGGAGGUAUGUUGUGUUCUGAAACCGAGGCACCUCAUAAAUUAUUGUGUUGAAGUGUCCUGAACAUACUGUGUGACUUGCAUUCCUAUACAGUAUUAGGCUACAUUGAGCAUUGUUGGUAUAAAAAUGGCUACAUUCCUACACUGUAUUACAUUGGGCAAUGUUAAUAAACAAAUUACUGUGUACUGUUCACCCUAUGCUUUUGGGAAGGUUGGUAUUUUUUUGUGGACGUCAGACAGCAAGGGAUAACUAAGGGAUAGUUAGUACAGAAAGCUGGCACUUGGCCUAAGGGCUCUGUGUAUGGACAGAGUUUGCAUCCAAAAUGGCACCUUAUUUCCUAUGUAGUGCACUACUUUUGGCCAGGGCCCAUGAGGCUCUGAUCAAAGGUAGUACACUAUAGGGAAUAGGGUGCCAUUUGGGACGCACCCAAAGCCAACGAGAGAGAACUAGUGUGUGACUCAGAGGCUCAUGCUGAAUAUUUGGGUACUCUAAAGGUGUGUGUAUGACAGAAUGUUGUCAAGGUGGAAUUCUGAAAUCUAAAAUGCUGUUUGUCUCGUCUUUUUCAAGAGAACUACUCGGUCAGUGGGCCCGAGGGAGUGAAGACCGAGUCGGUGGCCAGCCUACAGCCCCAGGCCUCCCAGAGCUCCAUCCAUUCAAGCUCUCCGGGACCGAAGCGCUCGGGUAACACCCUGAAGAAGUGGCUGACCAGCCCUGUGCGCCGCCUCAGCCACGGCAGCAGCAUCAAGAAAUUACCCAACAAACACAAGAAAAGGGACGGCCACAAGAGCAUCGACCUGGGGCCGCCAGAGAGCGCCCUGCACGGCGAGAGCAUAGAUGAGGUAACGAGCGUUCUGACUCCUCUCCACCAGCGUUUCUCUCUCUCUCUCUCUCUCCCUCCCCCCUCUCUCUCUCCCUCCCCCCUCUCUCUCGCUUCUCUCUUUCCACCUCUCUCGCAGGACGAGAGCGUAGACGAGGUAACAAUCACCUUCUCUUCUGCGUCCUCUUCAGCCUCCUCUCUCUCUCUCUUUUCACUCUCUCUCCAUCCAGCGCGUCUCUGUACAUACAGUAAUUGGUUACAGGGACCGCUUAUGGUGGACUUGUGCUUCUUUCAGGCUGUUUUAGUUUUACAAAGGGUUAAGUGAAUGGAUCGAAUUUAGAGGUACAGUUCAGGCAACACCAGUUUAACCCAUUGUUAUCCAAACCAAUGGGAUUCUCCUCUAGAUCAGACUGUUCUCUUGAACCUGCAGGAAAAUGUUAAUUACAAGGAUUGCUUAUCUAAAGCGUUCAGAAUCUCUAGACCCUCCCAUUUAUGGAGGAGCAGUUUCCCAAGGAUACAGUAUGAGCUGUUAUCUUAUGACAUCCUAGCCCAAUAACCAUGGGACCAUUCUACAGGGUGCAUGUGCAAUGUUGGUUUAAUCACAAGUCAUGAACUAUGGGCAUCACAGUGUAGUACUAGUGUAUAUCUUCCCAUUUAAUUGAUGGAUAGCAGUGCAAUGUUGUGCUGGACUGUAGCCACUGUUGCAUGUAAAUGCUUUAGAUGCCUCCCAGAAGGAUAGAAAAGUGAGAAAAAUGCAUAUUCACCAUUUGUUAUUAGACAGCUACAGUAUAAUUUCACAGUAACAGAAAAGUAGAUUCCUUGUUCUCUCUUCAAGCACAGCCCCAUGAUAAAAAAGCCUAAAGGAAUGGUCACAGAAGUGUCCCACAUGAUUUGGUCCCGCCGAUCAGUGCGACUGUGAUAGGUUUGCGUGCCUAAUGGCAACCUAUUCUCUAUAAUUGUGCAGUGCACUAUAAUAGGGAAUAGGGUGCCAAAUGGGACGCACCCCUGCAGUGACUUCCUACUGGCUGGCUGGUGGCUGUGUGGCUCCCAGUGUGAUUCUGAGACAGAGAGGCACUGUGGUGGAGCAGGGCACCCCUGUGAACCCCGGGACAAUGGCCCACAUUAACUCCUCCUACUCCCCCCCCCCUUGACUCUAUCCUUUCUCUCCCUACAGCGGGGCAGAAAGGAGGGCACCCUGUCCAAGUCCUCCUCUGGAAUGCAGAGUGGAGGAGAGGAGGAGCCUGAGGACGACUCGCACACCCCCCUGCCACCCCCCAUGGAGAUCAUCAAGGACCCCUCAUCCCAGGAGGAGAAGGUAUGACACUGCACCCUCUCUCUCUGACACUGUAGUACCUCUUCUACCCUAGCUCACUCUGGAGUAACUUCUAGAUGCGGCCAAAAUGGCACCCUGUUAUGCUCUGGUCAAAAGUAUUGCACUAUGUAGGGAAUAGGGUGCCCUUUGGAACUCAGCCUUAGCAACAACAACCAAAUACAACAAAAACAUUUAAAAAGGAACUCAGCCUUAGCAUGUCUUCCCUUCGAUUAAUGGACUUGUGUUCAAGAACCUUAUUGUCGCAGACAAUCUGUUAUGUCACUCAGCACAGGCUCAUAAGACGUGUCCACCUGCAGCCCCCUCCCCUCUGCUGCCUAUAUGUACAGUACAACACUAUGCCACAAACUACCAGAUGUGUCUACAGCGGAGUCUGUGUCUGCUGUGCCCUGAUGAAUGUGAGGCAUUAUGUGCACUGGCUUGGUUUACAGCUGGAAGAGCUGCUACACUGUUUGUGACCUGACUAACUAACACACUGUUGCACUGUUUCACUUUCACUCUCGCACUUGACUCUAUAUACAAGAUCACACCACACUGUCUGUGUCUCGAAUGGCACCCUAUUCCCUUUGUAGUGCACUGCUUUUGACCAAGAGCUCUGGUCAAAACUAGGGCACUAUAAUUUGGGACACACACUUUGACCCCUAAUUGUCUCUGGCCUACUACUAACUGAUGUAGCUUGUGUAUAAUUCCACAACCACCUCACAUUGCUCCACUAAAGUUUGCAUUUUGUAGCUACUCAAAGGUCCAGACUAAUAACUACCUUUGUCUCCCUGUCCCUGUUCCGUUUCUCCUCCUCCCUGCUGCUAACACGCCCUCCCUCCUUCCCUUCCUCCCAAACCGUGCCUUACAGUCCUCCGCAUUGCUUACUGCUCGUCAGGGCUCUGCCGAUGUCCCCAGCGCUGCGGAGCUUGUCAGUGCAAUAGAAAAGUUGGUCAAAACUAAGAUGGUAAGUGCAAAGGUGAAUGCAAUACAAAAUGGCAUUGAGCAAUUGUCAUUUCUACGCUGUCUUUGCACACUGCUAACAGUCGGUGACUAUCUUUUAACCAUCUCUAAGUUAACCCUCUCUUCCUCUUGACGUUAUCUACUCGUUCCAACUUCCGCUUCUCAAAGGCCACUAGCCAACCAUGUCAUGCUGACUGGGAGCCACCAUUUUGAGAUGUUCAUCAGAUGUUCAUGUUAUCAUGCAGGACAGUUAACACAUAGCUUCCUUUCUCAAUGUGGAUGAUAGAACACAGACCACGUCUCAAAUGGCACCAUAUUCCCUGUCUAGUGCACUACUUUUGACCAGAGUCUGGUCAAAGGUAGUGCACUACAUAGAGAAUAGGGUGCCAUUUGGGACUCAGACACAACCUCUCUUGUCACGUACAGAUAAAAUAAAACAGAUGAAGUAGAAUGGCGUCAGGUGAGAAAUCGUGUGAUACGUUUCCAAGCAUCUAAUGCACAGUAGCUUCCUUGUGAAUGUUUGUUAAUUUGACAAUGCUUUGAUCAACUCUCUUUCAGCUUUGUACACGUGGAGCCAUUUCCAAAAGAGUACAUUACAAUCGAACAGUGUUUUUGAGAUGCAUAGAUUUAUUAUGUGGUUCAUUGAAGCAGAGUGAUCUGAAGCAGAGUGAUCUCCUCAUCAGUUCCCUCUCCCUGUUUCACAGCACUGGACUGUAUGACUGUAACCUCUGACCUCUGAGCCCUGGCUUCAUGUCCUCUCUCUCUUCUACCCUUGUCAGAAUCUGGAGCCAGGUGCCUAUCCCAGCUUCACCACUUUGACUCCUCCAGAGCAGACCAGCCCAGCCCUGCCCAGGAACCCUGAACUGGAGCAGAAGGCCAAAGCUCUGCGUGGACGCAUGUACGAGACAUGUAGCUAAACCUCUGGCUGAGUCCCAAUUCUCCGCCAUUCUCACGAAGUGUGCAUUUGCGCACUCCCCAUCAUGGAUUUAACAAUGGUGGAUUACACCAAUCCAAUGUUUUUAAGUCCAUGAAGGGGAGUGUUCAAGUGCACACUUCGAGAGAAGGUUGGAGAAUGUGGCACACAAACAAGGGCCCUUGGCUCUCUUGAAACUCCCAAGUUAAAGUCCCUUUGUUUGUAACAUUACUGCAUUUAGAGGUGGUUCAUUCUGCAGAGAAAUGCUGCCUCCUGUGUGUAUUCAGGUCACUGAACACACUUGUCCUUUUCCUCAGGUUUGUCCUCAAUGAGCUGGUACAGACGGAGAAGGACUAUGUCAAGGAUUUGGGGAUUGUAGUGGAGGUGAGUUGACAACAAUCUCAUCCUAGUAGGGGACUAUUCAGCCUCAAUAUUGCGGAAGGAGCAUGAGAGAGAGGUAACAGUGGUGUCCUAGUAACACUGGAGAAUGUGACCAGUCACUGCUCUAGUUUUAGAACUCAUAAAUCUCCAAGGCUUGCGUCCCAAAUGGCACACCAUUCCCUAUUUAGUGCACUACUUUUGACCAGAGCCCUAUGUGCCAUUAUAUAGGGAUUAGGGUGCCAUUUGGGAUGCAACCAAGUGUUUUGUGUUGGAAUAGCAGCGAGGCUGUGCCCUUGUUGUCGUCCUAUUUGCAUUGUGUCCUUCGGUAUUUAUGUCAAAGUCACAGAGAAGCUCUCUGACUUAUGACCAUAUUUAUGUACAGUACAGAAAACAUAAUUUGAGUAUGGUUUUGUCUUACAUGGUGAGAUAAGUGCAUAGGGGUUUUCUCAUGUCCAGGGUUGCGUCCCAAAUGACACCAUAUUCCCUAUAUAGUGCACUAUAGGCCCUGGUUAAAUGUAGUGCACUAAAUACGGAAUAUGGUGCCAUUUGGGAUGCAGUCCAUGAAUUCAACCAUAUGUAGUAAUCCUAUUCUCUUUUUCCACCGCAUGAUAGUUUUACAAUGCUGAUUAUUAUCGGACUCUCAUGUUUCCUGUGACGAGUCAUAUCAAGUCCACGACCUAAAUUCGGUCUGAUGUUUUUUUCCCUUGUAGGAGUUCAUGAAGAAGAUGGAGGAGAAGGGAGUCCCUGAAGAUAUGAAAGGAAAAGACAAAAUCGUUUUUGGGAAUAUUCACCAGAUUUACGACUGGCACAGAGAGUAAGUCGUUUUCCAGUCUGCUGAUUGUGUCUGUGUGCAAAAUGGCACCCUAUUCCCUACGUAGUGCACUACUUUUGACCACAAUGUGACUCUGUUGCUAUCAAUUGAUCAAAUCACUUUUUGUAAAGGAGAAUAUGUAUAAUUAAAUCGAGGGUUCAUAUAAAUUAUCAUAAUAUAACAUAUUUGGUAGCGGAAUAACAUUUGGGGAAAUCGGGUCUAGACUUUAUUUCCUUAUCAUUGUUAUUAUUAUUAUUAUUAUUAUUGUCAUUAAAUUGUCUGCCGAAAAUAUGUCAUGAGUCUUCUUAAGCUAUGUAGAAUUUGCGUGAAAUGAGCUUCAAAACAACAACAUUUUCCUAGGUCCCUCAUUAAACAAAAUCUAGCUGGUGUUGUAUUUAAUAUAGGCCAUCUCUGUAAACAAUCAUCAAUAAAAAAUCAAAAGGGGGGGGGUUCAAAUGUGAAAAGGGUAGCCCUGGGGAAAAAAGGUUGGGAACCCCUGGUAGAAGACCAAACUUGGGCACUCCUCAUGAAGUAGAAUAUAGCACUAUUUUGGCUUGCCUUAUUGCCCUACACAGUGAUUGAGAGAAUGUUUCCUCCCACAGUUUUUUUGUCGGUGAGCUGGAGAAAUGUCUUGAAGACAGCGAACACCUUCCUGAGCUUUUCAUAAAACAUGUACGUGACUUGUGUCCCAUUUGUUGUUUGGAUGUAGUGGUGUAAGAACAUGUUUUAUUGUACAUGAUGAUGAGAUGCUGGGUGUUGUAGAACAUCAAGUUAGACACAUUUAACAACCAUGGGUGACAACCAAAACAUUUAACAACCAUGGGUGACAACCAAAACAUUUAACAACCAUAGGUGACUUACUGAGGUUAAAAUAAUUAUUCCGACAUUUUCAACCAUAGAACUGGAAAAUAAAUGAGCGGAAAGAUACUAAUACUGUGCUCCUUUUGUACAGGAGAGGCGACUACACAUGUAUGUGGUUUACUGCCAGAACAAGCCCAAGUCUGAAUUCAUCGUCGCUGAGUAUGACACAUUCUUCGAGGUGAGCUAUACCACACUUAUGAGAAUUCUUGCGCAGUCUGAGAACAGCUUUGCAUAAGAAUAUUUUAUUGCGUUAUAAAUAAGCCUAAUGCUAAUUGCAUAUAAUUCUACUUUAGGGCGUACAGCAAGAGAUCAGUUCAAGACUGGGCAUAAGUGACUUUCUCAUAAAGCCAAUUCAGAGAAUUACCAAGUAUCAGCUACUUCUAAAGGUAAGGCUAAAAUGUUCAACUCCAGCAUACAAGGAACCCUGUAAUAUGCAAGUCUUAGAUAUACUGUAUUUACACAAAAUCUUUUUUUAAAAAUUAUUGAUGCCCUAUUAAUUACUUAACUCUUUUUUUUUUCAGGACUUCUUGAAGUAUAGUUCCAAAGCAGGACUAGAUUGCCAAGAGAUGGAGGUAACAGAAACGAUUUGCAAUUAAAGCUAUAUAGUAUGUGUUGUAUCUUGUAUAGGGUUUCCCAAAAUACCUGUUUUUUCUGAAAUCCCCUUGGGAAAGUUACUGGAAUUUUGUAACCUUGUUGUAUUGUGUAUCCAUCAUCAUGGCUAUAUCUACUUCAAUGCUCACACCAUUCUUAAUGUGUUUUACAGAAAGCAGUUGGUUUAAUGUCCCAGGUCCCCAAGCUGUGCAAUGACAUGAUGAAUCUUGGCAGACUACAAGGCUACGAGGUACUGUACAUUUCAUGUCAUGUACAGUGGGGGAAAAAAGUAUUUAGUCAGCCACCAAUUGUGCAAGUUCUCCCACUUAAAAAGAUGAGAGAGGCCUGUAAUUUUCAUCAUAGGUACACGUCAACUAUGACAGACAAAAUGAGAAUUUCUUUUCCAGAAAAUCACAUUGUAGGAUUUGUAAUGAAUUUAUUUGCAAAUUAUGGUGGAAAAUAAGUAUUUAGUCAAUAACAAAAGUUUCUCAAUACUUUGUUAUAUACCCUUUGUUGGCAAUGACACAGGUCAAACGUUUUCUGUAAGUCUUCACAAGGUUUUCACACACUGUUGCUGGUAUUUUGGCCCAUUCCUCCAUGCAGAUCUCCUCUAGAGCAGUGAUGUUUUGGGGCUGUCGCUGGGCAACACAGACUUUCAACUCCCUCCAAAGAUUUUCUAUGGGGUUGAGAUCUGGAGACUGGCUAGGCCACUCCAGGACCUUGAAAUGCUUCUUACGAAGCCACUCCUUCGUUGCCCGGGCGGUGUGUUUGGGAUCAUUGUCGUGCUGAAAGACCCAGCCACGUUUCAUCUUCAAUGCCCUUGCUGAUGGAAGGAGGUUUUCACUCAAAAUCUCACGAUACAUGGCCCCAUUCAUUCUUUCCUUUACACGGAUCAGUUGUCCUGGUCCCUUUGCAGAAAAAACAGCCCCAAAGCAUGAUGUUUCCACCCCCAUGCUUCACAGUAGGUAUGGUGUUCUUUGGAUGCAACUCAGCAUUCUUUGUCCUCCAAACACGACGAGUUGAGUUUUUACCAAAAAGUUCUAUUUUGGUUUCAUCUGACCAUAUGACAUUCUCCCAAUCCUCUUCUGGAUCAUCCAAAUGCACUCUAGCAAACUUCAGACGGGCCUGGACAUGUACUGGCUUAAGCAGGGGGACACGUCUGGCACUGCAGGAUUUGAGUCCCUGGCGGCGUAGUGUGUUACUGAUGGUAGGCUUUGUUACUUUGGUCCCAGCUCUCUGCAGGUCAUUCACUAGGUCCCCCCGUGUGGUUCUGGGAUAUUUGCUCACCGUUCUUGUGAUCAUUUUGACCCCAUGGGGUGAGAUCUUGCGUGGAGCCCCAGAUCGAGGGAGAUUAUCAGUGGUCUUGUAUGUCUUCCAUUUCCUAAUAAUUGCUCCCACAGUUGAUUUCUUCAAACCAAGCUGCUUACCUAUUGCAGACUCAGUCUUCCCAGCCUGGUGCAGGUCUACAAUUUUGUUUCUGGUGUCCUUUGACAGCUCUUUGGUCUUGGCCAUAGUGGAGUUUGGAGUGUGACUGUUUGAGGUUGUGGACAGGUGUCUUUUAUACUGAUAACAAGUUCAAACAGGUGCCAUUAAUACAGGUAACGAGUGGAGGACAGAGGAGCCUCUUAAAGAAGAAGUUACAGGUCUGUGAGAGCCAGAAAUCUUGCUUGUUUGUAGGUGACCAAAUACUUAUUUUCCACCAUAAUUUGCAAAUAAAUUCAUUAAAAAUCCUACAAUGUGAUUUUCUGGAAAAAAAAAUCUCAAUUUGUCUGUCAUAGUUGACGUGUACCUAUGAUGAAAAUUACAAGCCUCUCUCAUAUUUUUAAGUGGGAGAACUUGCACAAUUGGUGGCUGACUAAAUACUUUUUUUCCCCACUGUAUUUAUUUAGCCAGGAUAUUCCACUCAGUAACAAUUGCCUCUGUUAUGUCAUACGUGUACAGGAAGUUAGUGCCAAGAUCAGCUGUGAUUUUAGGAUUGUUUCAAUCCAUGCUCAGCUUGUGAAAAAUUAGAAAAAUUUACUCAUGAAGCUGUAUUAGCUAUAUUAUUAACUCAAACAGGUCAUGGCUUAGAGAGUCUUAAUGUUUGUUCCUCCAUAGCCGUAGUAAAAGUCACUUUGACGACACUCAGACUAAAUGAAAUCUCUGACCUCUAAGAUAAGCAAAGAUUUGCCUUGCCUGAUGUAACAGUGGGGAGAUUAAAGCACUUUUUGACAAUGGCCUGGGCUACGUCCCAGAUGGCACCCUAUUCCCUAUAUAGUGCACUACUUUUGACCAGAGCCCUAUGGGUGCCAUUUGAUGGGUGCAAUUUGAGAUGCAACCCGUGGUUUCAGACCAAGCAUAUGUGUCUGCUGUUAGCUUUAUGACCUGGUGAGGAGAGAAGGGCUGAUGGACUGUGUAAUACCCCUGUGUUGACAGACAGACUGGGGGAUGGCUGACUCUGCUUUAUUCUCCAGCGUUGAUAGACGUUGAGACGUAACUGAUCCAGUGUGUGUUUGCGUGUGUCUGUCCGUGUUUGUGUGUGUUCCUGUUCCGCCCCCCAGGGUAAGCUCACCAGCCAGGGUAAGCUGCUGCAGCAGGAGACGUUCUUUGUGACAGAGCAGGACACAGGCGUGCUGUCGCGCAGCAAGGAGCGCAGGGUCUUCUGUUUGAGCAGAUUGUCAUCUUCAGCGAGCUCCUCCGCAAGGGCUCGUCCACGCCGGGCUACCAGUUCAAGAAGAGCAUCAAGGUGAAUUACGUCAACCACGACCACAAUCAAUAACAUCAGGGCCCACAUUUACAAACCGUCUCAGAGUGCUGAUCUAGGAACAGGUCCACCCUCUUAUUCAUUAUGAUUAAAAGGCCAAACUGGUCCUAGAUCAGUACCUUCUCCUAAUAGAGCUGUCCCGGAAACAAUUUCCUAUUUCCUACUUUUGCGUUGAUAAUGAUUUGUGCAUUGAUGGGUUAGCAUGCUUGUUUCAUUGUAACAGGUGAGCUACCUGGGCUUGGAGGAGCACGUGGACAACGACCCUUGUAAGUUUGUGCUGUCGUGUCGAGGCUCGGCCGAGCGCUUCACCCUGCAGGCAGCCAACCUGGACAUCAAGCAGGUGUGGGUCCAACAUGUCAGCCAGGUCCUGGAUGCCCAGAGCAACUUCCUGUCUGGUGAGAGAACGUCCUGCUUGACAAACACGUCUACUGUCAUUAGCUAGCUCUAAGGUUGCAAGAUUCCAGUAAUUUUCCCAAGAUUCCCAGAAGAAUUUCAAGAAAUCCUAGUAGGAGGAUUCCAGAUUUUAUGCUCAUUCGCUCCUGAUUCAGGUAAUCUUCCAACCAAGAUUUCUGGAAAACCUGGAAAAUUUAGAAAAUGUACUGGAAUUGUGCAAUCCUAGCUAGAUCAAAACCUGUUUAAUCAUAACUACAGCCUCAACACAGAGUAAUACUAUGCUAUGUUCACCUCUAUCAUGGUCCUCAUCUGUCUAACACAGAAUACACAGAUAUUAUGUGGCUUAUCUGUCAUUGACUAGUGUGUGUAACAAUGAACCAUCUCCACAGCCCUGCAGUCUCCUAUUGAGUACCAGAAGGAGAAGGGUAGUUCUCACUCCCUCACCAGAAACCCGUCCGGCAGCCGGCCUCCUAGUUCCAACAGUAGGCCCCUCUCCACCUCCUCUGUGGGGGCAGAGAAGCCCCCCCUGGUGGGACCGGGAAGGACCCCCACCCCUCUCGAGCUAUCUACUUCCAACGGUAGCGCCUGCUUCGACCCCACGAAACACAGUGAAAGCUACGACUCCACCAGCGUGAGUCCAGUCCAGUCUGGUUUAAUCUAGUCCAGAUCACUCCAGUCUAGUCUAGUCCAGUUCUGUCCAAAGCCAAUUGCCAGGACACACCCAGGUCGUAGUGUUACAUUAGUUCUGAUGGCUGGCCUAGUUUUACCGCAUUUCAACAGGAGACGUUGUGUUCGAACUUGCUGACAAGAAGAACUGAAGUCAGAGUUAAGGAAUUGAGUCAAUGUACUGUACUGUAUGUGAUGACUCAGACCCUUUUGAAAGGAUCGUUAUUUGAAUGUGCAUACAGGUUUGAAUCAGUGUUGUGAUUACCACUGUCAUAAUAUAAUUAUCUUCCUUCCUGUACCUCCACACCCCUCCCCAUCCCCUCCCCAGCAGCAUGACAGCGUUGGAUGUAACGGCAUGUCCUCCACCAUGAUGGUGACCCAGGACUACAGUGCACUGAAGGAGAAUGAGAUCUGUGUGAUCCAGGGCGAGAUGGUGCAGAUCAUGGCCACCAACCAGCAGAACAUGUACCUAGUUUACCGGCCCGCCAACAGCCAGUCUCCUGCAGCCGAGGGCUGGAUCCCAGGCCACAUCCUGGGCCCCCUCACUAAAACGCUCAAAGACAGUGCUGCUGACGCAAGCAUCAAGUAAGUGUCCCGUAAGCCCUGCCCCCACACCCACGGAGCUGCUCUGAUUGGAUGAGGUGAAAGUUGAGUCUGCUCCAAUCCCUACCCCCAACCCCCUUUAUGGGAACUAACUCGGAAAUGUUGGACUACACAGGGGUCAUGUUUUCUCCCUAUUUUCUGUUAAUAUAUGUAAAGACUUAUUAAAUAAUUCUCUGAAAAGAGUUAGGACUGUAGAGAAGACGCACAGAGAAAAUCUUACAUCAAUGUGGAAAUGACUGGUCUGGACUUUUAUUUCUGUUUCUAACACCGUUUUUUUCUUUGCACGUUUUGAAAAAAAAAAAGAAAGGCCUGAUGAUGGACUGAGGCCUAUUUCUCCAAGUGGAGAAAGUUUAUGUUAUUGUCUAUGGCAAUUUGUACAGGUUGUGUUUUUAGUUUAUUUUUAGAACAUUUCUGGGUUUUGUUUGUUUUUGUUUUGUUUUAUUAUUAUCAGAUAUGUUGGCAGUUUACUGUAAACGUUAAUUUGGUUUAUUUACUGAUUCGCUCUCCAGUACAUUCCUGUAUAAAGUAUUUUGCACUAUUUAAGAGAAUCCAUUAUUAAUGAAGUCAGGUUGUGCAAUAUAAUGAGAGUCACAAUGUUCAUCAUUGUACUUGUAGUGUAACUAAUCAUUUAAAAUGCAUUUUAAAUAUGUAAAAUACAAUUUUGACAUAAGCAUGAGUUUGCAAGGCAACAUCUAAGUUGAACUUGUUUGCAUUAGAAGAACAUCAGUGACAUUGUUAAUAUUGGUAAAUACUACAACUCUGCAGUCAAACUGCACUUUUCUCUGCUGACCAUUGCUCUUACAGCAUUAGACCUAGAUUCCAUUCUUAUCUCACAUUGAGGUUAAAAUGAAUAGUAAAAUCAGUUAAACCAGUUAUUUUAUAAUGUUGAAUUCAAUUUGUAAAGAUCUUUAUCAAGUUUAAUUGUGGCUUGCCAUCCAUUUCCUCCCAAUGAUGGACCAUUUCUAAAUCGUGGUCUUUAUUAAAGUGAUCAUCAUUCUCAUGGACAUGUCCUGGUGGUGUAUAAAUACAUUCACAAAACACAAACACCACUUCUGGGAUCUACAUACAGGAGUGAAGAGGUUAGGAGUUUUUCAACAGCACUUUAUGCACUUUCUAUAUGAUUUGUUUAUUUUUACCCGUUUUGUUGACGUAGUCUGGUUAUUAUAGUAGACAACUUAUUUUAAUUUUCUACUAACCACACCGGUCCUCGACAAAAGUUGGUUGUGUACAAAGCAGCAUCAUUGAAAAUCUCAUGACAAAUUAGAGCCAUUGAAUGGUUGGUCAGACCUCAUAUGUUCAACCAACUUUGCUGCUUUAACACAAAUUGUCUGUCCACUAUGGUGUAAGAGAAUCAAGGUAUGGUAGCGUAUGGAGAAGUCACAUUUUACAUAGCUUCUCCAUCUUGUGUGUUUAAAUUUCUAAUACAAAGGUGAUACAAACAUGAACAUUUGCUUUUCUAUUUGGAAAAUUCUGUUCCAAAGGAGGUACAUUUGUCUCUCUUUCUUUCGCUUUCUCUUGAUCUCAAUCUCACUCUUUGAUUUUCUUUCCUUUCAAUAAAGUUGGCUAGCCCCACUCAAUCCCCCCUGCACCUCCUCUCCCCUCACUGUGAAUAAGCCUGGAUUUGACUGGUACAUUUCUUGGCACAACAGGAAAUCUCUUUCAUGGAAUACCCUGCGCUCAAGAAAGCGGGCAGAAAAGGAUAUCAGUGGCAAGGGUGGUGAUGCAAAGGUUGAGAAUGGACUCCGUAAGCCCAAGGAGAUUCUCAGCACCAAGGUCACUGUCGAAGUGAGUAAGCGGGCUAAUGGCGGAGAUGGAGUUCUGUGA